CAGGAGAGAGAGGGAGAGAGAGCUUAGAACGCGAACACCAACCAAAGUACACGAACGGUACUUUUUUUAUUUAGUCCACAUAGCAAGAGAAUGGCUACUUCCCUACGAAACCCCCGCCCGCUGCCGCAUGUAGAUGCAUAGAUAGGACGAUGGGAUAUUAUAUUUGAGCUAUUGAUAGGCUAAAAGAACAGAAGAACUUCAUCCAUGGCCCUGAAGCAGCAGCAGCAGAGGAGGAGCGGAAGCUUUGGUGCUGCUGCCCCUGCUUCCUCUGCAGCGAUGGAUCCAAGGAGACAACCCUGUGCAAACGCCAGGGGACCUCCUUCCCAAGCGGAUCAACGGCCCCUCCCUUCCUCUUUCUCGAUCGAUAGCACCCGGCCAGCCGCCAGGGAUGGGGGUGGUGGCGCAGCAGCUAACGAAGAGAAGAAGAGGUCUUUCGGCAGCAGCAACCACAACAACAGCAAGCCAGUAACGAAUACGGCGAUGAAGACGAUGAUGAGGAGAAAAGACUGCGCCAAUCUCCAGGCGAGGAAGGAAACCGCUGCCCAAUUGACCAUUAAGUCGAUGCCUAUCACUGCCAAGUUCAAGACGAUGGAUUUGGGGGAGAUUAGGAAGGGUACUCAUCUCACGGGAGACCAUAAAACAGGCUUGGUCUCCAGGAACGCGAAUAAGGAGGAAGGUGGUGGUGACGAGAAGAAGAUCAUGAGGCGGAAAUCUAUUUCCGGGUCGCUGGAAUGCGAUUUCGCAGAGAUGGGUGCUAAGAUUUUGGCGGUCGACAUGCCCCCGUUUAUGCAGGCCCAUGCUGUCACUUGUGCCCGUGCUGCUCAUGAGGCGAGCGUCGGCAAGCCUGGCACCAAGAACUUGGCCUUUGCCCUCAAAAAGAUGCACUGGAGUGCAAUAUGACCAGAAGAAGAAAAUCGUAACAUCUUACAGAUGAACUGGCUAGUUCUUUUCUUCUGCAAAAUCACUUCAUGUUUUGGUGUUAGAAGACGAGAAGCGUCAUGUGACAUCUGUUGAGAAUCUGUUUCUUUCUCCCGCCUUCCGCAAACAGAGUUUAUAAUUUUCUCUCAAAUAGUUCAUUUAUAAAUCAGUUAAAACUGCUGAUUCUUUGAUUUUUAACAACUUGCCUGGUUUUUCAUUCCUGGAGAGGAAAUAUGAAAAGGGCGGACGAGGGAUCAUUCGUCAUUGCUUUCUUCCAAUGGCUUCAAUUUUUAUUGUUGCAUGUGUGGAGUGAUUCUUGGUUUAGGGCCAUUAGUCAAAAAUGGGGGAAGCCCCAAAUGGGUAUUGUCUGCUCUGGUUGUAUGGUAGGUGUAAGUUCCUGGCAGUUUCUAGGCAUGACAAGCAGGGUGUCCUUUGUAGGGUCAAGUUGCUUUCUUGCAGAAAAGUAUACACUCUCGAUGACGUUUAGCUUUUCAGAGUCGGGUGCCUUUCCUAGCAAAAAAGGAAAGACUUUUUAGUGAAAUAUCAAAUUUGUGCCUCCCCUCUAAUGGAACGGGUCACUGGAGUGGGUGGAGGAAUGUGAUGUGAUAAAUUUUAUACUUUUCUGUGUGAUUGAAUAGUUUGUUGAUUGUU
Nymphaea colorata (pocket water lily) is the source of this 1569-nucleotide messenger RNA. RefSeq lists its product as uncharacterized. Gene Ontology annotation, molecular function: dynein light intermediate chain binding; dynein intermediate chain binding. Gene Ontology annotation, cellular component: dynein complex. The transcript is spliced from 2 exons. The record is from RefSeq and is a predicted model, not a curated record. Bases 205 to 900 code for a protein of 231 amino acids. Gene Ontology annotation, biological process: microtubule-based process. NCBI's taxonomy places the organism in Eukaryota, Viridiplantae, Streptophyta, Magnoliopsida, Nymphaeales, Nymphaeaceae.